This is a messenger RNA of Chenopodium quinoa (quinoa), 2803 nucleotides long. RefSeq names its product putative disease resistance protein RGA3. Gene Ontology annotation, molecular function: ADP binding. The record is from RefSeq and is a predicted model, not a curated record. The transcript has a single exon. Gene Ontology annotation, biological process: defense response to other organism. The coding region runs from base 65 to 2680 and encodes 871 amino acids. NCBI's taxonomy places the organism in Eukaryota, Viridiplantae, Streptophyta, Magnoliopsida, Caryophyllales, Amaranthaceae.
UAGACUUAUUUUCUUGUCUUUACUACUUUCUUGUUUUCCUCUUUCUCACAAAAUAAAUGUGUAAAUGGCGGAAGCAAUCAUAUUACCGAUUGCUAAAUCUAUACUUGGCAAGAUCGCUUCCUUUACUGGCGAUCUUGCCAUGUCCUCUAUUUCUGAAGAAAUAAAAGCAGCCAAGUCUGCUAAAAAAGACAUCAAUAAGAUAGCCGAUAAGCUCACUGCUAUUUGUGCUGUCCUCGAAGAUGCCGAGGAGAAGCAGUUCACCAAUAAGGCCAUGAAACUAUGGCUGAGAGAACUCAAGAGUGUUGUUUAUGAUAUUGACGAUCUCUUGGAUGAAGUGGCCUUUGAUGCUCUGCUACGCAAGGCUAAUGAAGGUCAUUUCCGCCGUCAACUCAGGUACUAUCUUUCCUCUUCCAAUCCCAUCAUUUCCCGCUUCAAUUUGAGUCACAAAGUAAAAGAUCUUCGUGAAACACUAGAAAGCGUAGUAAAUAAGAAAAAUGAAUUUGGUUUGACUGAGCGUCCAGUUGAAUUCUCAAGGGAUAGUAUUAGGGAUCCCUUUGAUGGAUGUGCCCAUGUGUGUGAAUCAGAUGUUAUGGGAAGAGAAAUGGAUAAGCAGGAUAUUAUAAGAAUAUUGAUAGAUGUGACCGAUGUUAGUGAGCUCACAGUGCUUCCUAUAGUAGGAAUGGGUGGCAUCGGAAAAACUACAUUAGCUAAGUUGGUGUAUCAUGAUGUCCACCACUUUGAUCUUAAGCUAUGGGUAUGUGUUUCGGACAAGUUUCACAUACCAAAGAUCAUGGAGGACAUUCUGAAAAGCGGGGCAGUCGGGAGUGGUGACAAUACAUCCAAUCAACAAUUGGAUGAUCUAUUAAUACAAAAGCUCCAUGUUUUGCUUGGUGGGAAGAAGUACUUGCUUGUGUUGGAUGAUGUCUGGGUUGAGGAUAUUGCAAUGUGGAUACGGCUAAAGAACGUGUUGGCCGUUGGGAAUCCAGGGAGCGUUCUUUUGAUCACCACAAGAAACUCCAAGGUUGCUUCCAUCACCCAGACAUGUGAAUCAUAUGACUUGGACAGUCUUCCGAUGGAUGUCUGUUGGUCCAUUUUCAAGCAGUUAGCAUUUAAGGAUGGCGAAGAAGACAUAUAUCCGAACCUUCAUGAGAUUGGUUGGUCUAUCAAUAAGAAAUGCCGGGGCAUCCCGCUUGUUGUAAAAAGUUUGGGGAGUUUGCUAAGAAAUGAGAGAAAUGAGCAAGAAUGGAGACGAGUUGAUAGUAUGUAUAGUUUUUCCGAGCUAGAACAGCAAUAUGAUAAAGUCUUGCAGCUUUUAAAGUUAAGUUAUGUUAAACUUCCGUCCCACUUAAAACCAUGUUUUGCUCAUGCUUCAUUAUUUCUUAAGGAUUCAAUUCUUCAUUCGAAUGUUGUACCAUAUAUUUGGAGCGCAAUUGGUUUAUUGCCUCUAGAUAAUAAGUACAAAGGUAUUGAGGACUAUGGAUACUCUUACUUCAUGGAAUUGGCAUCAAAGUCUCUUUUUGAAGAACCGAGUUUGUGUAUUGAUGGAAUUUAUUGCCAAAGUAAAAUACAUAAUCUUUUGCAUGAUUUGGCCGUAUACAUUAUGGAGGAUGAAUUGGCUGUUGUAACUUUGGAUAAGGUGACAGAUGUAAGCUUUGCUAGGCAUAUUGUUUGGGGAUACAAUAGUUCAGAUUUAAGAGAUAAAGAAUUUCCUAUGAAGCUUCUCAAUGCAAAGAAAGCCCGAACAUUUCGAUUUGUUUAUGAAAUGAAACAACAUGUGAGUAUGUCCUUUCUUGAAGGAAUUAUAUCUAAUUUCAGCUGCUUACGCAUCUUGGAGUUUGGGAGUCUUUGGUUUGAAGAGUUGCCAGAGUCAAUUGGAAACUUGAAGCAUUUGAGAUAUCUUGAUUUGUCUUAUAACCCCUUCAUCAAAUCACUACCAAGUAGAAUAUGUGAUUUAUUAAAUCUAGAAACACUUCGUAUUCAUAGAUGUGAGCAAUUAAAAAAGCUACCAAGGAAUAUGCAUCGAUUGCAGAACCUAAAGAAUUUUCAGGUUACAACAUGCCAAGUGAGCUUAGUUGAGAUCAAUGAAUUGAGCUCACUACAACACUUGUUCUUUGAUUCAUGUAAAAGACUGAAAUCAUUUUGGGACAACGAUAAUACUGGUCACCUAACUUCCCUCCGAAGAUUAUACAUUGAAAACUGUCCAAAAUUGACAAGCCUUCCAAAUAGUAUGAAGUAUCUUGUUGGCCUCCAAAUACUAUUUCUACAUUGUUGUGAAGGGUUAGAUUUGAACCAUCAGAGAGAGGCCUUUGAAGGUCUUCAAAGCCUCCGACUAUUAUACAUCAACAAUGUUAAAAUGACGAGUCUCCCAAGUGGUAUACAAUCGGCUGCAACUUCUCUUCAAUAUCUCAUUAUUGUAGAAUGUGGAAGUUUGAUGGAGCUUCCAGAUUGCUUUCAUGGUUUUACCUCUCUCCGAGAAGUUUCAAUAGGAGAUUGUCCUAAUAUGUGGAGUUUGCCCCACUCAUUUCGCCACCUUACUUCACUACAAAAGCUCUACAUCGUUGGUUGUCCAAGCCUAUCAGAAAGAUGUGCUGUGCCAGACGGUGAAGACUACUCUCUCAUAUCACAUUGUGCCAAUUUCGAGCUUGAUGGUGUUACUUUUACUCCAAGUCAUAGUCGUUGAAAAAAGGUUGUGGUUUCUAAGCCCACUAUUUGUGUAUUUUGUUUCUUCAGAUUAUUGGAGUAUCAUUUUUAGUUUUUUAUAUGACAUGAUAUAAUCAUAAUUCAUAAGCUGCCAUUGUUAUUA